Molecule: messenger RNA, 1520 nt
Organism: Pipistrellus kuhlii (Kuhl's pipistrelle)
Lineage: Eukaryota; Metazoa; Chordata; Mammalia; Chiroptera; Vespertilionidae
Gene: PSMD13
Product: proteasome 26S subunit, non-ATPase 13
Exons: 13
Coding region: 149-1279 (376 amino acids)
Biological process (GO): ubiquitin-dependent protein catabolic process
Cellular component (GO): proteasome regulatory particle, lid subcomplex; nucleus; cytosol
Molecular function (GO): structural molecule activity
Source: RefSeq, a predicted model, not a curated record
CUGACAACCGGGGGACGCCCAGUGCCGAGGACAGCGCUCCCGGCGUGCCCCGCGCGGCGAGGCGCCGGAAGUGAGUGAGCAUUUCCGGCAGCCGUCCCCGCGGCGCGGACUUCUCGGUGGCAGCGCCGUUUUGGCUUCUUUCGCCGUCAUGAAGGAUGUGCCAGGCUUCCUCCAGCAGAGCCAGAGCUCGGGGCCCGGCGAGGCCGCCGUGUGGCACCGCCUGGAGGAGCUCUACACGAAGAAGUUGUGGCAUCAGCUGACACUGCAGGUGCUGGACUUUGUGCAGGACCCGUGCUUUGCCCAAGGAGAUGGUCUUAUUAAGCUUUACGAAAACUUCAUCAGUGACUUCGAGCACAGGGUGAACCCCCUGUCCCUGGUGGAGAUCAUCCUCCACGUGGUCAGACAGAUGACGGAUCCUAACGUGGCUCUUACUUUUCUGGAGAAGACGCGUGAGAAGGUGAAGAGCAGUGACGAGGCCGUGAUCUUGUGUAAAACUGCCAUCGGAGCCCUGAAGUUGAACAUCGGGGACCUACAGGUCACAAAGGAAACCAUCGGAGAUGUCGAAGAAAUGCUCAACAACCUGCCAGGCGUGACGUCGGUGCACAGCCGCUUCUACGACCUCUCCAGCAAGUACUACCAGACCAUCGGCAACCACGCCUCCUACUACAAGGACGCGCUGCGCUUCCUGGGCUGCGUCGACAUCAAGGACCUGCCAGUGCCGGAGCAGCAGGAGAGAGCCUUCACGCUGGGCCUGGCGGGACUUCUCGGCGAGGGAGUGUUUAACUUCGGAGAACUGCUCAUGCACCCUGUGCUGGAGUCGCUGAGGGGCACUGACCGGCAGUGGCUGAUCGACACCCUGUAUGCCUUCAACAGCGGCAACGUGGAGCAGUUCCAGACGCUGAAGGCCGCCUGGGGCCAGCAGCCUGAUCUUGCGGCCAACGAGGCUCAGCUUCUGAGGAAAAUCCAGCUGCUCUGCCUCAUGGAGAUGACUUUCACACGACCUGCCAAUCACAGACAACUCACUUUUGAAGAAAUUGCCAAAAGUUCUAAGAUCAGCGUGAACGAGGUGGAGCUGCUGGUGAUGAAGGCGCUGUCGGUGGGGCUGGUGAAAGGCAGCAUCGACGAGGUGGACGCGCGGGUCCACAUGACCUGGGUGCAGCCCCGUGUGCUGGAUCUGCAGCAGAUCCAGGGCAUGAAGGAGCGCCUGGAGUCCUGGUGCACGGACGUCAAGAGCAUGGAGAUGCUGGUGGAGCACCAGGCACACGACGUCCUCACCUAGUGCCUCCCGCGGCCAUCCCCCCAGGCUCCCCGCCGAGGCGGGCUUUGCUGGGCAGGACGUUCUUCCUGGGAAAGGCCCCGUGGUGUCUCCUGACCGCAGUGAGGGUGGGGCCCGCUGGUUGGAGGGUGGGCCCUGCGUAUGGCACCGCUCCAGGUCGAUCUGCCCCCCCCACCCCCCCCACCCCGUGUGAGCGCAUUCCCAGGUGGCCCAAGGGCCCUGCAAUAAAAGCCGCUGCCGUGUC